Molecule: messenger RNA, 1574 nt
Organism: Oryza sativa Japonica Group (Japanese rice)
Lineage: Eukaryota; Viridiplantae; Streptophyta; Magnoliopsida; Poales; Poaceae
Product: protein TUNICAMYCIN INDUCED 1
Source: RefSeq, a predicted model, not a curated record
UCUUUUUCAAUCUCUCCGCUUCCGCCGCGGUGUUCUUCCUCCUCUCGCAGGAGAAAAUUUCGCUGGUUGAAUCGGAGGGAGGCAGCAAUGGCCGCUCGAGCUCGGUGGCGAAUCCUCGCGCUGCCGCUCGCUCUUCUCCUAGCGGUCGGGUCGUCGCCUGGCCUCGUGAGGCAGGCGUCGUCGUCGGCGGCGGCCAAGCCUCCCGUCCCCAAGGCCAUCUCGGACCUGAGGGAGGCGAUCGUGAAGGGGCUGGGGUUCCAGUCGGAGGAGCUCAAGGUGUCCGGGUUCGACGUGCGCGACGCGCUCGUGGGGCAGGCGGUGGCGUACGAGUUCGACAUCGAGGUCGGGAGGAAGGUGGUGCCGGUGCGCCUGCUCGAGGACGUCAACCGAUGGGACUUCGUCGACCUGCCCAUCUUCCGGUCCCAGGCCGACGCCGACGACACGGCGCUCGCCGAGAUCCGGCGUGGCAAGAGCGGGAAGCGAGCCUUCGACCCGACCCUGCCACCGUUCCAGCUCGCCGGGCCCAUGGAGCUCUGGAUCCAGGACGGCGACGACGUUAGGCUCGCCUUGCCGCAUGAUGUGGAAGCAGGGACGCUGAAGAAAGUAGUGCUAUCAGAUGGUGCCGUGGUAACAGUGAAGGGUGCCAAGGCUGUGAGCCUCCGGUUGCCACUUGAAUUACCGCUCCCUCUCAACCGCACCACUUACAAGGGCCGGUUGUCAAGCUUGAUAUCCAUUGCGCAAACGCUACGGGGCGCCGCCCGGUCGAACCAGAAGCCGCUGCUCUCCCUCCGCAUCGAAGGUCCGACGUCGUUGUCCUCGACUCCUUCCAUGUCUCCCAAUGACAGGCUCAAGCUCAAACGGUUGGCCCCAGGCCAAGUGGAGCUCUCCUCGCGUGCAAUCCCUGCUGUUACAGACGAUGAUGGUGAUGGAUCACACGCAGCUGGAUUGUGGCCCCUUCUGUCACUGAAUGGGUCAGAUGGCAGCCUGCAGGGGUUUGAGGAGUUGCUGGCCUCGGUUCUUGGAAAGAAGGCAGGUGAGAAGGGGACGUUCAAGCUGUUGAAGGCGCGAGCUUCUGCCCAAACGUACGUCAAGAUGGGGUUUGCGGUGGAGAAGAGGAUUGCUGACGGAGAGGUGAACUGGUCCAACUUCCCGGAGUGGAAGACGAAGCCCAAGAAGUUGAGGGCGCACUACGAGGUUCUUGCUCGUGUGGAGGGUGGCCAGGCGAUCCCUGAAAGGAUCGCGCAGGUGCAGCCUUUUGAGGCCGACGAGGCCAUGUCCGAGAGCGUGCUCACCGGGAAUGUGUCGAUGUCGAAGACGGAGGUGGUUCAUCCGCCGCCGGUUUACUUCACUCUUUGAGAGCAGUUGAAGCUCCGGUUUUAAGUGAGCUGAUCACGGUAAAUGACAAGCGGCGAAAGUUUCUUGGCGGCGAGUAUUAUUAACUGCAUUAGCAUGAAAAAUUGUUGUACGGGGUAUGUUAUACUGGCCAGCUUUGUAAAUUACCAAACUGAAUAAUGAAUGAACGAACCAUUACAGGAAAAGGAUUCAUCCAUAGGCAAUUGUAUAUCUUUUUGAAA